AUGAAGGUUUUCAUUUGUGUCUUGGCCAUUAUGGUGGCAACAUGCUCGGCCGGAUUCUUCGGCGGUAGUUCUGUAGGUGGCAGCAGUGACAGCAAUGGUGGUUACAGCUAUAAAGGGGACGGUGGUCGAAGUUAUGGAGGUGGCGCUGCUUCUGGUGAAGCUGUUCAAACCGUUAAAGUUAUCCAUGAGCAAGGAGCUGGUCAAGGCGGCUAUAGUAGUGGUGAUGGAGGCUACGGUAGCGGUUUCCAAGAAGUCAAGACCAUUAAGGUUAUUCAUCAGCAACCAGCAAGAGCUUAUGGUGGUGGUGCAACUGAGGGUAAUGGUGCCCAAGAAAUCAAAACAAUAAAGGUGAUUCACAAACAACAACCUGGUAGCCAAUCUGAUGCUGUUCAAGGGGGUUACUCUUAUCGUGCUGGUGGUGUUGCUGGUACUGGUCAAGAAGUUAAAACUGUUAAAGUGAUUCAUCAGCAGCAAGCAGAUUCAAAUCCAGGUGGUUACUCUUUUGGAGGACAUAGUGAUGCCACCGAUCAGGAAAUUAAGACAAUUAAAAUUAUUCAUCAGCAGCAGGCUGGGGUCAGUCAAGAUGGUUACUCUGCCGGCGGUUACUCCACUGGAGCACAUAAUGUCGCUGCUGUCUACGGGGGCCUAGAUAUCAAGACUAUCAGAGUUAUCAAGGAACGACAAGAUAUUGGACGUCAAAGGGGUUUCUCAUCUGGUAGUUACUUAAACGGUGGUAAUACAGGUGUUGAAGCUUUUAAAACUUUUCAAGUUAUCCUUAAACAAGCAGGCGCUAAUGGUCAUGGUGGUUACUCUAAUGGGGGUGGUCACAAUGGUUACGCAGGUGGGGCAAGUGACGAAGUGAAAACCAUUCAAAUUAUUCAUGAACAAGGCGGUGCUACAUCUGCCGGUGGCUACCAUUCUGGGGGCCGUUACUUAACCAAAAGACCUGAAGAGGUUAAAACUAUUAAAAUUAUUCAUGAACAAGGCAGUUCCACUGAUGCUGAGCAUUACUCUGCUACUGAUCAAAGUGCUAAUUCUUACGGUAGAAGUCAAUCACCUGCUGGCUAUUCAGCCAGGAAUGUUGCGGAACAAGUCAAAACCAUUAAUAUUGUCCAUAAACAAGCUGCUGCUUCUGCCGGGUGUCAUGGUGAUGCUUAUGCUUCUACUGGAGCCAGUGGUUUCGAUGAUGCCGUCGAAACCCUUAAAUCCCUGAAGGUUAUCGGUGCUUUAAGUGCCAAUGGUGGUAUUGGUGCCGGUAGUUAUGUCAGUGCCUCCACUGCCGGUGGCUGGCAAUAA
Molecule: messenger RNA, 1296 nt
Organism: Stomoxys calcitrans (stable fly)
Lineage: Eukaryota; Metazoa; Arthropoda; Insecta; Diptera; Muscidae
Exons: 2
Coding region: 1-1296 (431 amino acids)
Source: RefSeq, a predicted model, not a curated record